GAUUUAGGUCUAGCGCUGACAGUGACGGGAAGCUCCGCCGCCACCAUCUCAGCCCACAUCGCCGCCGUCUCCACACCACCAUGGCCGGCGCUGGAUCGAGUUCAUCCGCACCAGGAGAAGGAGGCUUUCACUUGAUGAGUUGCCUAAAAGAAGUUCCGACACUCAGAGGUGACAACCACACUGAGUGGAGGAAGAAAGUUGAACUGACAUUGAUUUGUGCUGAUCUUGACUGGCUUGUGGUGAAACCACAGCCGGUCAGACCCACAGAGCCAGUAAGAGAGGCCACUGAUGAUGAUGCUGCAUGGGCUAAAAAGAAGGGGGACUAUGCUCCUUUGGAGCACUCCUACCUCAUAGAUAACCAAAAGUGGGUCAAUGCAAACAAAAAGUGUAUGGCUUUUAUAAAGAAUACAAUUGAGAGCGCCAUUGUGGGCUCCAUUCCAGAGUGCACUUCCGCAGGGGAGUUGCUUACAAAGAUAAAGAGCCAGUUCACUGGCUCUUCAAAGAUCUAUGCCACCCAGAUGUUAGAGCAACUGGUGACAGAACGCUACACAGGUGGUAGUCGUGGAAUAAAAGAGCACAUCCUCAGGUGAGUAAUAUGGCAGCAAAGCUCAAGCCCAUGGAUGCGGAUCUGGAGAUCAAACCAGCACUCCUGGUCCACCUGGUCAUGGCUUCACUGCCACAAGAGUUUGCAACUUUUGUUGUAAACUAUAAUAUGUCACCUGGAACAUGGGACAUUGAAAAGACAAUAGCAAUGUGUGUCCAAGAAGAGGACAGACUCAAAGCCGCACAUGGUGGUUCAAUCAACUAUGUGAAGGAUUGGAAGAAAAAGAACUACAAUCAAAACAACAAAAGUUCUCCUUCAAAGAAUGGAAAAGCCCCCUAUCAGCAUCAGCAUCAGCAACAGCCUUUCUCAGUGGACAAAGACACGUGUCUCCACUGCAAGCAGAAAGGGCAUUACAAGAAAGACUGCGCUGCUUGGCUGAAGUCAGUCAUGGCAAAAAAAGGUAACAAUAUAGUUUCAUUUGUCAAUGAAUCCUUGUAUACAUAGUUUUCAAAAUCCACUUGAUGGAUUGAUUCCGGAGCAACUGUUCAUGUUGCAAAUUCUUUACAAGGAUUCCGUUCGACACGAACUACGCUAAGAAGCGAAAGACGCAUUGAAGUGGCAAACGGAGUUGAAGCAGAAGUUGAAGCUGUCAGUGAUAUCUUCUUGGAGUUAGCUGACGGAUUCAAUCUUCUACUUAGAGAUGUUUUAUUUGUUCCAUCAUGUCAUAGAAACUUAAUUAGUGUUUCUUGUUUGGACAAAGAUAAUUAUGAAUGUCAUUUUGGACAUGGCAAGUGUGCCAUUUGGUAUAAUAAUGCUUAUGUGGGUGAUGCUUUACUACAUGAUGAGCUUUAUUUGUUAUCACUUCGUGAAAAAGUUUAUUCUGUUUGCAAUGUGAAAGAAAAUGUUUCCGCGUCGAAUAA
Messenger RNA from Triticum aestivum (bread wheat), 1464 nucleotides. RefSeq lists its product as uncharacterized. Lineage: Eukaryota; Viridiplantae; Streptophyta; Magnoliopsida; Poales; Poaceae. The record is from RefSeq and is a predicted model, not a curated record. The coding region runs from base 81 to 590 and encodes 169 amino acids. The transcript has 2 exons.